Corapipo altera (White-ruffed manakin) is the source of this 2208-nucleotide messenger RNA. RefSeq names its product prokineticin receptor 2-like. Bases 502 to 1695 code for a protein of 397 amino acids. Gene Ontology annotation, molecular function: neuropeptide Y receptor activity. Gene Ontology annotation, biological process: neuropeptide signaling pathway. The transcript has 3 exons. Lineage: Eukaryota; Metazoa; Chordata; Aves; Passeriformes; Pipridae. The record is from RefSeq and is a predicted model, not a curated record. Gene Ontology annotation, cellular component: membrane.
GCAAUUCCAUGCCAAUUCCAUGCAUUCGUAGGGUUUAAGGCUGUGCUCUAUUGUCUGCAGGUUGCACUGCCUCUUUAAAAUCAGAAAUGCAUGGACAGCUUCAAGGUGCCUCCCCCUGAGCGAAGGCUUUGGAUGCAAGCACAGAGACAGCAGAGCCAUCCUCCCCUGAGCACAGGGCAAACCUGUCUGGGAGAGAAAUGAGCACUCAGCAGAGUCCUCCGGCUGCUUCCAGCUAUCCUUUCUCUGCUCCGGUGACAGCAGCACAGGUGCAGGGAAGAAACCUGGAGGCUCUCCCCAGGGUGCCUGAGAACUCCAAGAAGAUGAGAGCAACUGCAGGAGGAGAUGAAUGAGGCUGUUGCUCAAUAGUCUUCCAGGGACAAAGACAAGGUGACUCACUGCUCAGAAGGAAACCUUGGAUGAGGUCUCAUGCCCUGCCACAGUGGGUAACUCUAACACAACACCAAGGGCCCUCCAAGACACACGUGUCACAGGAAAAUAGACAUGGCCACAGAGCGAGCUGAACAUAACCCAAACGUCUCCACCCACCUCAGCUUUGCUGCAAUUUACAACCUCCACGAUGGAGAUUUCAGCUCCUUGUGGAACUUCUCCUUCCCUUUCAAUUUCACUUACAGUGACUAUGACCUGCCCCUGGACAGCGAAGACGACACGACCAAAACCCGCACCUUCUUUGUGGCCAAGAUCGUGAUUGGGGUGGCCCUGGUUGGCAUGAUGUUGGUCUGCGGUAUCGGCAACUUCAUCUUCAUUGCUGCCCUCGUCCGCUACAAGAAGUUGCGGAACCUCACCAACCUGCUGAUUGCUAACCUGGCAAUCUCGGACUUCAUUGUGGCCAUCGUGUGCUGCCCGUUCGAGAUGGACUAUUACGUGGUGCGGCAGCUGUCCUGGGAGCACGGCCACAUCCUCUGCGCCUUGGUCAACUACCUACAGACUGUCUCCCUUUAUGUUUCCACCAAUGCUCUCCUGGCUAUAGCUGUUGACAGGUAUCUGGCCAUUGUUCACCCACUAAAACCACGCAUGAAUUACCAAACAGCAACCUUCCUCAUCGCCUCGGUCUGGAUUGUUUCCAUACUUGUAGCUAUUCCAUCUGCAUACUUUGCUACUGAAACGGUGUUAUUUAUAGUGAAAAACCAGGAGAAAAUUUUCUGUGGCCAAAUUUGGCCAGUUGACCAGCAAAUAUACUACAAAUCGUACUUCCUCUUCAUCUUUGGCAUUGAAUUCGUGGCACCCGUGAUCACAAUGACUUUGUGUUAUGCCAGGAUCUCUCAGGAGCUUUGGUUUAAAGCUGUCCCAGGAUUCCAGACAGAACAGAUCCGAAAAAGGCUUCGAUGCAGAAGGAAAACUGUUAUGGUCCUGAUGUGCAUCCUGACUGCCUAUGUUCUCUGCUGGGCACCUUUCUAUGGCUUCGCAAUUGUCCGGGACUUCUUCCCCACCAUCAUUGUGAAAGAGAAGCAUUAUCUUACUGUCUUUUACAUAGUUAAGUGCAUUGCCAUGAGUAACAGCAUGAUAAACACCAUGUGUUUUGUAACUGUGAAAAACAACACCAUGAAGUACUUCAAGAAGAUCAUGUUGCUCAGAUGGAGAUCAACGUAUAAUGGAAGCAAAUCCAGCACAGAUCUGGACCUGAGAACAAGUGCAAUGCCAGUCACAGAGGAGGUAGACUGCAUAAAACUGAAAUAAAUUUUCUGCAGUUCAAAUCUCAUCUGUUUUGGAGAGGGGGUUAAAGAGGAAAUAAUGUCUCCUCAAAAGCUUCUCCCUUGUCUGUGGGAAUACCCACUAUUGGUGAGAUCCCUCAAAAAGCAGCCUGCAUUCCCACAAGAACUCUUCUCAGUGGACUUCUAGAUAAUACCCCUAACUCUGUGCCUCACAACAUCCCUAAGACUGAUGCUGUGCUUCAGGUCACCUAUCUGUAAAUUUGAGAUGUAGACACUCAUUUUAGAGUUAAGAAGAACAAUAAAGUCUAUGAAUGCAUUAGACCAUAUUACAACAAAGGAAGAGUUGAGUGCUGAGCCCAGCAGUGAUGCCUCUCUUAAGAGAAACCUCUUAAACACUUUGAUCUUAUCACUUGUCCCUUUAAGCUAUUUAGUGUCCUUUUCCUUCUGCUCAGGAGAGGAAGGAUGGUAAAAAAAGCCCAUUUGUCACUCUUUAACCUCUAAAUUUACCCAUCAUCACGAAGGUCCUUGAAAUCUACAG